AUGUGUGUCGCCGAGAAUCAGAUCCGCACGGCCAAGGCCUUGUUUGAGGGCUACAACGAGUACACAGCCGAUGCCGUGCUCCGCGUCCGCGCCAACGAGUGCAUCCACAUCAUCCUCCCGACCUCCCUCAACCGCCCUUCCAAGAAUAACGAGGAAUACCGGGAGUUUUUUGGUCCGCUGCAGAAGAUAAUGCAUCGUUUUGAGACCACCAUCCAUAAGAUUGUGAACGAUCCCGAGCACCACAUGGCGGCCGUGCAUGCCUCUGGAGUGGGUGACUCGCCUGUUGCACCAUACAAGAACGAGUACGCUUUCUUCUUGACGUUUAACGAGACGGGGGACAAGAUCACGCGCAUUGAAGAAUUUGUCGAUGCGCAAUUCAGCCAGAGCUUCUUGGCCAAGGUUCGGCAGUACCAGCAGAAACAGCAGUAA
Molecule: messenger RNA, 429 nt
Organism: Penicillium riverlandense
Lineage: Eukaryota; Fungi; Ascomycota; Eurotiomycetes; Eurotiales; Aspergillaceae
Product: nuclear transport factor 2 family protein
Exons: 2
Coding region: 1-429 (142 amino acids)
Source: RefSeq, a predicted model, not a curated record